UAGCUAAAUGUUGGGCUAUUGGAGCUCUCAAGAGAGCAAAAAGUAUUUUUCUGCAGAAAACAACCCACUCUGCUUCUGGCGUGAAGAAGAAGAAGAUGGAAGGUAGCAAUGGGAAAGGCUACGCCUGGGCAAUCUCAGCUGGUUUCAACGCUGCAUGCGCUGCCGUUUCAGCUAAACUCUUGUUCCCUCCGGUAAUUAGAUACGGACUGGUGGUAAUUUUCAACGUCAUGAUGUGGGGAUGUUAUGUUAACAGCUUGAAAGCUCUUUCAUCCCUUCAAGCAACCGUUACGAAUUUCGCUACUAAUUUCCUCACUUCUGGCCUUGCCGGUUUCUUCUUGUUCGACGAACUAUUGUCGAUUAAGUGGUUUGCAGGUGCCAUGUUCAUUGUCAUCGCUGUACUUAUCCUCAGCAAGUCUAGCAUAGAGAAGACGGAAAAGACUGAUUAGAGUUUUUACAUUAAUGGUGCUGCAUUUCGACCGUUAUAACUUCCGGCUUCUUUUGGAAUGGAAGA
Hibiscus syriacus is the source of this 511-nucleotide messenger RNA. RefSeq lists its product as uncharacterized. Bases 96 to 446 code for a protein of 116 amino acids. The transcript is spliced from 3 exons. NCBI's taxonomy places the organism in Eukaryota, Viridiplantae, Streptophyta, Magnoliopsida, Malvales, Malvaceae. The record is from RefSeq and is a predicted model, not a curated record.